Anisakis simplex (herring worm) is the source of this 2490-nucleotide messenger RNA. NCBI's taxonomy places the organism in Eukaryota, Metazoa, Nematoda, Chromadorea, Rhabditida, Anisakidae. The record is from the annotation of a GenBank genome assembly.
CUGAUAACACCAAUAUUACCAGUGGUUGAUCCAUCAUCUGUGACCACCACCACCUCAUUGGCCCCGCGUCAUGCUUCAUUGUCAUUGUCAAGCACUGCUGAAUCUCCACUGAACGGUGAGUUAAUGCACGAACGCACGAGAACGUCUUCUGUCUUCUCUUUCACACCGCAACCAUCAGUGAUAACCCCACUUCUGAAGCAUUACUCUGUCAACCCACAAGCCAUUCCAUACCUCACCUAUCCACCCAUUUUAUCGACUCCCACUCAAACAUACACCACCAUCGCACCAUCGCAUCAACAUCCAUCUCAAGCAACGACAACUCGAAACGGUUGGUUGCAACGUUUCGAGAUUGAAGAGUACGAUUCGGAUGAUGAGCAAAGCGACUCGAAAGUGCACGAGGGAUCUGAGGGAUCUGGACGAGAGAUGUUUUUGUGGCCAACGCCUCGCGUCUCACUGCCUCCGUUUCAGGUGACCUCUGUAACGCCACCAGUAGUGCAAUUGCUACCCACAACUACCAUCAUGACUAAAACGUCUAGAUUUUUGCCUGUGCAUGGCCCACACAUGGGACAGAUUGUGCCUACGAGGCCAGCAUAUAUUUCGGCAACUCGUAAACCGUUGUCGAAGUGGCGUGCACCCGGCUAUGCUGCUGACCCAAAAUGGUGGCGUAGUCGAGAAUUCGAUCGAACUAAUGAUGGCUUGGCGGAUGUUCGAGUACGCACAACCCCUUCACAGAGACAGCAACANCAGCAACAACAGCAGCAGCAUUUGCAUUCGAUCGCAACAACGCAAUUACCAGCAGCACAGACUGAACGUUCUCGGAACAUCAUCACUUCUCUAACCACUGCUCAUCCCGUUAGCACUGCAACAACAGCAACUAUCACGCGACUUCACAAUGCUAAUCGCUUGAUUGAAACAUCAAAAUUGCCAUUUGCACAUCACUUCACCAGUCCGUCCAACGCAUCAUCGCCGUACUCGUCCUCAACUGCUAUCGAUAAAUUUCUGAUUGAUACAAUCGAUAGUAGUGAUUCACAAUCGGAUUCUAUCCACACUGCUAAUGAUAAUGUUGUUGAGGUCACGAAAAUAAGUGCAUCUGACGUAGGCGCAUUAUUAACGCCACUUCCACCUAAACGCACCACAACACCAUUCACCUACUUAUCAUUGUUUCAUGUGCGGCCAACAAGCCUGAUUACACGUCAAAUUCCAAUAACAACUCUCGCAACGAGCACAACUCGGCAAUCACCAGCAGCAUCAAUCAGCACAAAACAUCAUCACUCAGCGUUAACACCUCCCAUUAUCCCGUUUUAUGCCUCAUCCAGCACCUUAUCUGCCUCAAAAUCAAUUCCCUUUGCCACUAAACCAUUCACUGCAGUAGCAUCACAUCCGAGUCUAACAUCACCCGCACCACCGCACCUCUAUCGCUUUUUACCCUCUGAUCGUACUUCUGCUUCCACAACACAUCUUCAAAAAUCUACAAUGACUGGCGCUGAAUUGUCAGCGAAAGACCACCAAAAGGUUCGUAUCGCAGUCGAAUAUGACAAUGAUUAUUUUGAAGAUUUCUGGUCGGAUAUCGGUGCUCCACGUAUCAUUCUCAGUAAGGAUAUUCUUUCUUCUACUGUGUCACCGAAUGCUUCAACUGAUUCGACUGCUACCCAAUCCACGGCUGCUCUAUCUGCAAUUGCAACCGAAUUCUCAACUGAAUCGAUAUCUUCAAAGUUUUCAACACCAACAUCGCCGCUCGCUAAAGGUGUUGUAACUGAAUCAAAAACUAAAUCAAAUUCAGAAAAAAAUUUCACAGCAACGAAGUCUUUCAAAGAAGCUGUUGUGAGCAAGGAAAGCAAAACGACGACGACGACCACACUGGCACCCUAUGUACUAACGAAAGCAACUAACAAAAAUUCAUUUUGGCCGAGACCCGCAGAUAGUUUUGAAGCAGAGCAAAACUACAAACCGGAUCGUACUCACGUGCUGUCACCGGUUGGAGCAUUGACCACGACCAGGCAUCGGACGAGAACAACAUUGGCCAGCCAUACGGUUUAUGCAGUCAGGCCGACCACCCCCAUGGGUGAUAUUAUGACGACUACUUCGAAGGGCUCCGCAACUCCGAACGACUUCCCACGAACUGCACUAAUUUCAAUUGCCUCUUUAUCGGUUAUUAUCAUUAUUGCCAUUGUCGUCUUCUGCGUAUUCAGGUGUCGUCAAAGUGGACCGUCGACGGACCAGUAUCCAAUGGUGUGCAAUGGGAAACAAUCCGGUUACGCACCAAUACCCACCGAGAUGUCUCCACAAAUGGUGCAUCAUGAUGCGGCGGCCGCGCAUCAUGCGUCACCAUCGGUCGGUGGACCGUUCCUUCAGACCCGUGUCAACCAACUGAACGGCUAUCAGCCAAUCAAGGGUGCCGUUAUACCGAGUGCUGCCGGCGGCUCAAAGAGCGGAAACGGUAUGGCGAGUGGUGGAGCGAGGAAGAAAGAAUUCAAAGAGUGGUAUGUGUGA